GCCAAUGUACUGAUCACUCCAGAAACAGCUAAUGGAAUGUAAAACACAUUUUACAUUUACAUUUACGCCUUUUUUAAAAAUUUCUCCGUGCAACUUCACCGUCUCUGCGGAAAGUCGAAAACCCUAUGCUCAAUUUGAUACUGAUCUCGUACAUUACGACCAUUGUCGUUAACAAAAAUCUCAGAUCGUCGCAAUCAGAAGUAAAGGGCCAGACUCUGCGGGUGGCGGAUUAACAGAUAGAAGAGAAGAUCUGAAGCACGUGACGUAUACGUGCAGGUGUACAUAGACACAUACAGGUGAGAGCUUGUGAAGUAGAGAUGGUGAAGUUAACUAUGAUUGCUCGUGUUACUGAUGGGCUUCCUCUAGCUGAGGGCCUCGAUGAUGGCCGUGAUAUGCAAGAUGCUGAAUUCUACAAGCAGCAAGUAAAGGCAUUGUUCAAGAAUCUCUCAAGAGGCCAGAAUGAGGCUUCAAGAAUGUCAAUAGAAACUGGCCCUUACAUUUUUCAUUAUAUUAUUGAAGGGCGUGUUUGUUAUUUGACAAUGUGUGAUCGUGCUUAUCCAAAGAAACUUGCGUUUCAAUACCUGGAGGACCUUAAGAACGAAUUUGAGCGUGUCAAUGGGAGUCAAAUCGAAACUGCAGCUAGACCUUACGCUUUUAUAAAAUUUGACACGUUCAUACAGAAAACUAAGAAAUUGUACCAGGACACAAGAACUCAACGGAAUAUUUCAAAGUUGAAUGAUGAACUCUAUGAGGUUCACCAGAUAAUGACUCGCAAUGUGCAGGAAGUUCUUGGUGUUGGUGAAAAGUUGGAUCAGGUCAGUCAAAUGUCUAGCCGCUUGACAUCAGAGUCUCGCAUAUAUGCUGAUAAAGCAAGAGAUUUAAAUCGACAGUCAGCUCAAGAAAGUGGAGUUAUACAGAGUGCACAGCUCAUAAGUGGUGCUGUGUUUUUAUUUGCACUUGUGCUGAGGAAUUCUUAUUUGCAUUCAGAGUAA
Ilex paraguariensis (yerba mate) is the source of this 992-nucleotide messenger RNA. NCBI's taxonomy places the organism in Eukaryota, Viridiplantae, Streptophyta, Magnoliopsida, Aquifoliales, Aquifoliaceae. The record is from the annotation of a GenBank genome assembly.